AUGAGUGAUAAGAGCAGCAUGUGUAUAAAUGUCUCAUAUAGAUCGAGUGUGUGGAGGAGGAGAAAGAGAUUUUAAGUUAAUGGAAGUAGGUUCUACAGCAAUAAAAUAAGUGUUAACAAAAGUAGGUGAGCUUUGUGCAUCAAAAGAAGAAAUAGAGUGGUUUAGAGAAUUUUGAGGUUGAGAUGAGGUUAGAUCUAAGUGGUUGGCUAAAUGAGAUGUAGUUAAGUGUUGAGUUUGAAUCACUAGCUGAGGAGAAUCUAAGUGCUGAGUAAUGAUCCUAAGAUACCUUUAGUAUUAGACAAUUGUUGGGUUUCACAUGUAGAUAGGGAAGAUGAGUCAAAUAGAAAUACACUUUCAUCAAAUAGAACAUGAUGAGAUAUAAAAAGUUUUCCUAUCAAUGGAGACAGACAUCUAUAACCUAUAUAUAGUGAAUUGUAGCUAAGAAAGAUGUAUCUAUCAGACCUUUGGGUAAGUUUAUGAGGAAAAUAUGAUCUAAGAUUAAGAUAACACAAACAGCCAAAGGUACAAAGAAAGCUUUAAUUUGGAGGAGAAUGAAAGAGUUUUUCAUAGGGAGAUUUGUAUUUAAGAAUUGAGGUGAGUAGUCUAUUGAUGACUGACGUGACUUAGUCGUUGUAUAUUAAAUCACGCAAAUAUAAAAUUUAUAAAACUAGAAAAUACGAAUUUUCGGAUAUUUAGAAGUAUUUCUAAAUAAAUAUAUCAAUUAUAAUUCAAUAAAAAUUUCAAAAAUAGUGGUAAUUUUCCAAGUCAAUCACAGGGAUGUAAUAUAAUAUCUAGUAAUUAUUCAGAAUUUUUCUCAAUGAAUACGAUUUUCUAUGAAUUUUAUACUAGGAAAUAAAAAGGAAAUAUAUUUAAAAUUCACGAAAAAGGGAAAUAAGGGCGUGGAUGUUAGGAUGAUGUCAGCGCUAGGCGAGCGCGAAUCAGACAGAAACAGAGUUCCACCCGGCGAUUCUUACGUAAGUAAUUACGGACGAUUUAAUUGAUCAAAUUAAGAUUUGUAAAAGCCAGAAGAAUCGUAAUAGAACAAAGUAUAUUUUGGUAAAUUAAAAAUAUAAAAAUUAUCUCUAAAUGAAGCGUAAAGUAAAUUGAAAGUAGUAAAACAGAGUUCCGGCGUCAUGACAGCGAUGCGUCGGCGAUGCACCAGAAUCCUGAGCGUUCGGGAGGAUCGUCGUGCAGUGUCCACGGCCUCGAAGGCUCUCCUUGGACAAAGACGACGUGGGCAAUCUCUAGAUCUUCUCGCAAAGUCUAGAGAUCAAUGAAGUGGGUCGUCGAAUCGUCUCCGGCAGCUGUCACCCGGCGGAGUGGAAAAACAGCGACUUUGUGGCUCUCCGAUGGCUGUCACCCGACGGAGAGGAGCUGGAUGGAGGUGAGGUGCGUGUUAGGGAGCUUCAUCCUUAGGUCCGCACAGCAAGAGGAGGCUCUUCAUCGCAUCUGGUACGCUCUCAGGAGAUGGCGACUGGUCUCCCGGUAG
Spirodela intermedia is the source of this 1489-nucleotide messenger RNA. NCBI's taxonomy places the organism in Eukaryota, Viridiplantae, Streptophyta, Magnoliopsida, Alismatales, Araceae. The record is from the annotation of a GenBank genome assembly.